Messenger RNA from Haliotis rufescens (red abalone), 5623 nucleotides. Its product is annotated as ankyrin repeat domain-containing protein 50-like. The record is from RefSeq and is a predicted model, not a curated record. Gene Ontology annotation, molecular function: protein binding. The transcript is spliced from 6 exons. NCBI's taxonomy places the organism in Eukaryota, Metazoa, Mollusca, Gastropoda, Lepetellida, Haliotidae. The coding region runs from base 5 to 1891 and encodes 628 amino acids.
AAAUAUGGAAAAUGUUCUAUGGUACAGUUAUUUCAUCGUAGUUUACAUGGCCCCCCUGUAUGGAUCUACGUCCUGCCAGAACUGCUUACGGCAGAAGUGUGAUGCUCGUGAAAUAUGCACUGAAGGAUGUAUAGCUGGCUACACAGACGAGUACUGUCAGCAUCCUUGCCAGGAGACAUGUCUCAACUCCUCAUGUGACGUAGAACUACACUCUGGGAGGACUGUCUGUCGUGAUGGCUGUGUAGAUGGUUACUGUGGGAUUCGUUGUAAAAUACCAUGCCCCGAAGGAUGUCUGACGUGUGACCAGUCUCAUUGCGAGAACUGUACUCUCUGUAGGGCUGAUUUGUAUGGUGCCAAGUGUGAACAUUCCUGCUUGCACAAAUGUGACGGCUUUGCCUGCAAUGUUUUGGGAAGUUGUUUAGCAACGUGUAUAGAUGGUCGUCAUGGUGCCCACUGUAAUGUGUCCUGUCAGUCCAACCAUCAGUCAUGUGACAGGGACACUGGCCAAUGUCAACAAUGUAAAGUCGGACAUUUCGGCAACGAGUGUCAACAUCUGUGCCCUUCAUGUCUCACAACAGAGGAGGAACAGUUUUACACGUGCAGGUCUGGAUGCAAGGUUUGCAGCAGUCAGUCCACAGCAGAACCUCAACGAAGGAACUCCAUACUGAACUCCGAUGUGAAGAUGAUUGUGACUGGCAUACGUGGUCUGUGCAUCGCCCUGUUGGUGAUCAACAUCACUACUUUGGUCAUACAUAUGCUAUUUUCAGCAUGGCCAAGGGUAUGUAAGAGGAAGAAAGAGAGAAGAAACAGUGCAGACUCGAAUAAAGCGGAGGGGAUACAACUGCUUGAAGGUGUAGGAGCAAAGUCUGACCUCCAGACUCCGGACACUGACCUCCAGACUCCGGACACUGACCUCAUUGUUGCGUGCAGGGAGGGGAAUCUAAAGGCAGUCAAAGACAUCCUAGAACAGAGCCCGGCGGAGGACAUCAACAAGAAAGGCUGUGGUGGGAUGACACCAGUGAUGUGGGCAGCAAGGAGGGGACACAGAGAAGUGCUCGACUUGCUUGUGAAAAAAGAAGCUUAUCUGAAAGUUGUGGAUGAUGCCAGUAACAAUAUCCUUCACUGGGCCUGUUAUGGAGGGCAUGUGGCAAUGGUGAAACAUGUUGUCUCAAAGAACAUGGUGGACAUCAACAGUAAGGGGCGGGAUGGGAGAACCCCGUUGAUGUGCGCAGCUCGGGAGGGGAAAAGCCGAAUCUUUGACUUUCUUGUGAGUAGAGGGGGCCUUCCAUCAGGGAUUGACAAGGAUGGAAACAACAUCCUUCUACUGGCCUGUUUGGGUGGGAAUGGGAAGAUUGUGAAGUACAUCAUCUCACAUGACGAUGUAGACAUCAAUGGAAGAGGACAGUCUGGCAGGACUCCAUUGAUGGCAGCAGCAUACAAGGGACAUGGAAAGGUCUUUGACCUGCUGGUUGAUAAAGAAGCUGAUCUGACACUGGUUGAUGAUGCCGGUGACAACGUCCUCCAUGUGGCCUGUCUGGGGGGACAUGUGAAGAUUGUUAGCCGUGUCCUCGAUUUGGACAGGGUGGACAUAAACAUUCAAGGUCAAUGCAGGAGGACACCACUGAUGAUGGCAGCAAGGCUUGAACAUAAUGAAAUAUUCCAUUUACUAGAGAGCGAAGGAGCUGAUGCAUCACUAUUGGAUGAUGAGAAUAACACCAUCCUUCAUCUGGCCUGUGAGGGAGAGCAUAUUGAUAUGGUGGAGCAUGUACUCUUUCUGCAUGCUGUGAAUAUCAAUGCCAGGAACAAACAAAAUGAAACAGCAACCAUGCUGGCAACAAAGGGAGGUGACGUGUGCAACCUUCUUGUGUCGCAUGGUGGCCGCAGUAGGUGAAAGGAGAAGGACAGCUGAGAGUUCACUUUUUUGAAUUGUUGAAACUGUUAAACAUACCAACUACAUGGGAAGAGAGCUUGAUAAUGGUCCACUGGUCAAUUGGAAUGUUGUUUUGAUGUUCCAUACUUCAGUCACAUGUUGAUGGCGGAGGUCAAACGAAAAAAACUUGAAACAUUCUUAUGAAAAAACAUACAGUUCUGAAUAGAUUAUUCUUCACCCAAUAACAGUAAAAGCAAUAUUCCCAAGGUAUCCCUCGUGCUACCAGCCUAGCUAAGAGAUAAAGCAUUGAGUCUGUGAUAGUCCCAUAUUCUUCAAAUGCAUUCGAAUGACAGUAGCCUCAGAGUCCUCAGCAAAAUCCUCUGUGUCAUAGUUGUGGGCAUAUCAUCGUGUUCCUUCUGCAUAUCAUUCAUCAGGGGAAAAACAUCAUACUGCCUGUCAAUGACUUAGUUGUACCCAUUUCACUUGGAAAGGAGAAAUCCCCUUUUCCUCAAGGCAUGCAUUUUGAGUGAGUGGGCUUCACAGCAGGUACUGGGCUCUGUUGUUUUUGUUAUUGGGGUAUGUAGCUCUCUCUGAAUGAACUUGAGUAGUACAGAGUGACACAGAUCAAGAAAGUCAAACACUGAACAGUGGGGAAACCGUUUAGAGAAAUCCUUUGUGCACAGACGUGGAGAGUCAUUCGGGGAUUUCAGAUGCAAAUUUUAUUUCAUGAGAAAUGCUACUAACACGAAUAGGUAGGAACACAAAGCCUAGAUGCUAGAGCACAGCCUGCAGCUUGCCUGAUGUAGUUUCUGUUUCGGAGGAAAUUCCAACAAUCUGGCAAUGCCUUUGUGUACCUGGCCCAGUCAUCCAGAUUGUGACACAUGCCUUGCUAUAGAUGCAUCACCCACUGAUAUUUGAGGAGACAACACAGUCAUCCUCUCAAUGGGCACACGUCUUUGACAUAAAGGUCAUUUUACAACAAGAGGGCCAAAUGGACAACAGAAAAUAAGCAGAAAAUAUUAUUCCCAGUACAGAACUACUUUCUUACUGUAUGAUAUAUUUAUGUGUCAUUACCAUCACAUAUCAGUGGACAUCACAAUCGCAUACUUAAAUAACGAUUGCUGUAGUAAAUAAAUAACCCAUAUUAGUGUUAAUAUAAAGUCAUAAUUGUGAUAUCUACCAACAAAGACAGAUUAUUGCUCGCCUUUGGGGACUUGAUGAUUUCAGUACCACUACACAUAAGACGUACACUGAAUGUCUAAAAUCAAGCUGUGUUUACUUUUAUUAACUUUGAGAUUAUAUAGUAGCAAGGCUUCUGUUAAAUUAUCAUUAUUAUUCUAUAUUUUACAACAAUGAACCUGUGGCAUCGGAAAGGCCUCUAGUUGUGAAGAACCAGAGGCAACAAGUUAUUACCAAGUGGUAGGUUUUCAUGGUAUCCUCUGCAUUGGCCGUGGGUCCGUCGUGAUAGACGUCAAUACAGACAACUCAUGGCAUCCAUUAAUCUGGAUCAUCCAUAGAGUACACAUGUACACAGACACUGAAAAUAUCUCUUCACACGGAGGCGGUUGGUGGAUCUGAUUUUUCUCUACUACCCAUGUGUCUAGCUUUAGUGUGGAACAUUGUAAGUUGCUUGAAUUGAUUGUAGAUGGCAAAAUGAGCGCGGGAAAAUAACCUUGCAGUCACUUAUGGUAUUAAGAAAAGUGAAUAGUGUGGAGGAGUUGUCUCCCUUAUACCACAGAUGUUCAGGCAGUAUUAAGAAAUGGAAAUAAUCAAGGCUGGAGAUGUUUAAACACGAAUAAUUAAUGAAACAUUAUUCUAAACAAAGAAGAUAAUUUUAUACCAUAUAUUUUACUACCGGAUUCGGGUUUUAAAUUCCAUAGAAACCCUGGGACUUCCUUUUUCACUAUAUUAACCGAAACAACAUUUAUCAACAUUUGUAUGUAUCAAACAUACUUCCCAUGAACCUAGGGAAAGGAGAUUAAAAAGUCUCUUCCUGCCGUACUUGAAAAAAACAGAUUCGUUAAAGCAUUCUGGUGCGUGAACAACUAAACUACAGACAGUUGCAAGGUCGAUCUACUGAAAUAUACAGUAAAUAUUUGUCAUUUGAUGUGACAUUAUUCCGCACAUUUCCCUGUCUGGGUUGUGAUCAAAUGCAAAAUUAGUUUCUAGCGAGAGACAUUCACAGAUCGCAACCGGAAGAUGUAAAUAUAAAAUCACUAGGAUACCACAGGUAUAUUAUUUAAAGUACUUGGUAUGUUAUAACAGGUUGCAGGUUGUCAGAACAGCCUAAAAACUUGAAAGUCAAGAUGGCCACUAACAUAAAGUCAAAAUGGCCUUAAAAGAAUCAUAACGGCCACAGGUGAUAAUGUCAAAAUGGCCUUAAUAAUUAUCAACGUCCACUUAUAUGUUGUUCCUUGUCAUUAUACCCAGCCGCCUGAAGGCAGACAACGUGUCUGUCUUCAGGAACCCUCAUGACUUUUACCCCAUCCACCAUAAGUCAAGCAAUCAUUAUGUACUUCUGUGGCCGUUUUGACUCGACUUUUUGAGGCCAUUCUGAUUUGAGUCCGUUUUGACCUGCUUCCAUUGUAUCAUCGUCGUUCAGCCCGAUUGGAAACCAGUAGGGUAAUUUAUAUUAAUUUCACUUAGACAAUCUGUGAUAAAACAUAUAGCUCGAGUCCAUUCCCUAUUAAUUUAUUUAUUUGUUAACAUGAUUUCAUCAUUUCUUAUACUUAUAGAACGAGAUGAGUGUUCAAUGUGGAUAUGUGUCAGACGAGUUAGGUUACUCGCCAACAAACCAUUAAGAACACAUUGACUUCUGAUAAUUCCAUAACCUUUUCUUUGUGGGUAUAUUUAUCGAUCGGCUGUGUUUGAGAAGGAAUUAUUAUUAUGCAGCCUAUCACAUGUUACGUUUUAAAAAGAAUUCUUAACAUUAUGAAUAACUUGAAUUGCUCAAGUACUUUCUAAGCAAUAUCAUCAUUUGUCUAACGCACCAAGGUCCUCUGCAUCCUCUGGUUGUUAUUGACUACCAUGACUUACAGAACAUGUGAUGCCUUCACAGAUGCAAUUUUCUGUUACAUCCAUGUAUGACACUCAUACUUAUUUGCCCAAAUUCACUGCAUGCUUUCUGUGUUUUGUUAUUGAUAAAUGAUAUUUUAAUAUUGGUAGAAUAAAUUUGAUAAGUAAGAUUGUUAGUGGCUAUACCGCAAAGGGGAUUGAAGUAGUGUAAAAGGAUUGGCCCCGGAGAUGGUACAUAAGUCCACGUCAUUCAGAGUAUAUUUUUUACUGCCUAGGUUAUAAUAUAACAUAUAUGUAAUUAUAUGUUCUUUUAAUUCGGCUAAAUUGUCAAUAGUCGCCAACUCCUGAAGGGAUGAUGUAAAUCCUGCUGGGAUCCAUGCAGGAAGCAAGUCUCCAUGGCCCCUAGUAUGGUCCCUACCAUAGCUCGCUUUAAUAACGUAUUGCUCUGUCUAGCGAUGUAUUUUUAUGGUUCAAUACUAGUUUUAAAUCAUAAUCUGUGAAACGUCUAUUUAUUUUAAUGUCCUUUGUUGACAGGUUCUUAUAGUUUACAUUUCUUUAUUAUUAAAUAACCUUUGAAAGUCAAUUUAUGGAUGAAAUAUUGAUGUGACUUUAAUUUUAACUCACUCACUCACUGCAUAUUUUAACAAAUGAUUCAAUAUGAAUUUGCGAGAUGUUGUAAUGCUUGUAUUUAAGUUGGUUGUAUUCUAUUUCGGUAUUGCUGUAGAAUGAAUAAAACAA